GGUUUUUUCACUGGAUAUAAAUCAAUUGUGUCGUCUAUUGUAUUAAUUCUUGUACUGUUUUUCUACAUUGUAAGAAAUUAAAAGUCAGUGUUAUUCUUGGUAUUUAAAUUGAAUUUCUCUCAAGUUAAAAUAUUCACAAAACAAAUAACAAACUCGAUAUAUUUGUUGCCAAAUGUUUACAUGGAAGUUUCCGUUUUUUUUGACAGCAAUUCGUUUUAGUAAAUUUUCUACUACAAUUUAUAAACAUCAGACAAUGACAGCUAUAAACUAUUGUUUCUACUCGUUGAAAAUAAGUUUGUAACGGUUUAUAUAAAAGUUGAUCGAACACUGGAUUUAAAAUUUUCUCCACUUUUAAAUAUAUAUUUUCUUUCAUCAAAAAGUGUUUGGUAAUUUUCCAGCCAGAUAUCAAUUUUGUGCACAAAGGGAAAUAGUGAAAAAAUCGACAUGAUAAAAGAUAAUCCAAGACAUUAUUGUUUACUGAAAAGAAAUAAUCUUUGAAAAAUGUGAAAUUUUCUGCGUACAAUGCUAAUAUUUCUAUGAAUCGUGGUAAUUUACUCGUGAAAGUGACUGACUGGUUGAAUUCGACUAUUUUCCAUCAAAAACUAAAUGAUUUAAAUCGAACAUGAUAUCCGUCCGAUAGUCUUUACGAGUUCUUGUAACAAUUCAGACAGUUGCUCUUGAUAAUUUUAUAAAAAAGAAGAAAUCUUUGAGAAGGUAAACAGAGUGCUCAGGUUUGACGAGUAAAGUGACGUUCGACAUUCAGAAGGGAAAGUGCCGGUUAUAUUGAGAGUUGUGAGUGCAAGUAUCGAUGAGUGAUGUUCAAUAGACAGUGGUCCAUUCCUUAAGUAACUUUUUAAAGUUAAAAUUUUUGAGUUUCGCGUGAAAAUUAUAUAAAGAUCUUGAGAAAAUGGCGGAUCUUGAGGCUGUUUUGGCGGAUGUCAGCUACUUGAUGGCCAUGGAAAAAAGCAAAUGCGCACCCGCAGCAAGAGCAAGCAAAAAGAUCGUCUUACCUGAUCCUAGUGUUCGAAGCGCAACGCACAAACAUUUGGAAAAGAAGAAUGAAGUGAAUUUCGACAAAAUCUUUAAUCAAAUGUUAGGUUAUCUUUUAUUCAAAGAAUUUUGCGAGACAGCCGCAGAGGAACCAAUUCCACAACUUAGGUUUUAUGAACAGAUUAAAGCUUACGAAAAACUGGAAUGUCCGGAAGAAAGAAGAAAGCUUGCAAAAGAAGUUUACGAUAACUUUAUUAUGAAAGAAUUAUUGGCACACUCUCAUGAAUACUCAAAAGAUGCCGUUUCACAUGUACACAAGUAUCUUAUGAAAAAUGAGGUUCCUGUCAAUUUAUUCGAGCCGUACAUAGAGGAAAUUUUCAACCAUUUAAGGGGUGAUCCGUUUAAAAAGUUCCUAGAAAGUGAAAAGUACACAAGAUUUUGCCAGUGGAAAAAUCUCGAAUUAAAUAUUCAGUUAACUAUGAAUGACUUCAGCGUACAUAGAAUAAUUGGUAGGGGUGGUUUUGGCGAAGUUUACGGAUGUCGAAAAGCAGACACAGGCAAAAUGUAUGCAAUGAAGUGCCUCGAUAAGAAGCGCAUUAAGAUGAAACAGGGUGAAACUUUAGCACUUAAUGAAAGGAUAAUGCUCGCUCUAGUCAGUACCGGGGUUGAUUGCCCUUUUAUAGUAUGUAUGACUUAUGCCUUUCACACACCUGACAAACUUUGUUUUAUACUGGAUUUAAUGAAUGGUGGCGAUCUUCAUUAUCAUCUUAGUCAACAUGGCGUUUUUAAUGAACCAGAAAUGAAAUUUUAUGCUGCAGAAGUAAUCUUAGGUCUUGAACAUAUGCACCGGAGAUAUAUUGUUUAUCGAGAUCUUAAACCCGCGAAUAUACUUCUUGAUGAACACGGACAUGUUAGAAUAUCUGACUUAGGAUUAGCUUGUGAUUUCUCGAAAAAAAAACCACAUGCAAGUGUCGGCACACAUGGUUACAUGGCACCCGAAGUUCUUUCAAAAGGCACAGCAUAUGACUCUAGUGCUGAUUGGUUUUCGUUCGGAUGUAUGUUAUAUAAGUUAUUAAAAGGACAUAGUCCAUUUCGACAACAUAAAACAAAGGAUAAACAUGAAAUUGACAGAAUGACUCUAACUAUGAACGUCGAAUUACCAGAUACGUUUUCACGAGAAUUGCGUUCACUUUUGGAAGGUUUACUUCAACGAGAUAUUAAUAAUAGAUUGGGUUGCCGAGGGGGAGGAGCUGAUGAGUUAAAAGAGCAUCCAUUUUUUAAUGGCAUUGACUGGCAACAGGUUUAUCUUCAAAAGUACACACCACCACUAAUUCCACCUCGAGGUGAGGUAAACGCUGCUGAUGCUUUUGAUAUUGGUUCUUUUGACGAAGAGGACACUAAGGGAAUCAAAUUAACUGACGCGGAUCAGGAUCUAUAUAAAGAUUUUCCAAUGGUUAUUUCUGAAAGAUGGCAGGCCGAGGUUGCUGAAACAGUAUUUGAAACAAUUAAUCAAGAAGCUGAUAAGGUUGAAAACAAAAGAAGAGCAAAAAAAGUUCGAUUUGAAGCAGAUGAGAAAGGAUCUGAUUGUAUUUUAAAUGGAUACGUUAAAAAAUUAGGUGGUCCUUUUGCCAGUGCAUGGCAAACACGUUAUGCAAAGCUUUAUCCAAAUAGACUAGAACUUCACCCAGAAUCAGCUGGCACACGUCCUGAAUUAGUGUUUCUAGAUCAGGUAGAAGAAGUUGCCAGUGAUCUUCAACAUGUAAAAGGAGAACAGUGUAUAGUAAUGCGCACAAGGGAUGCCAAAAUAGUCCUAACUAAUCCGGAGGACGAAAUCAGUCUUAAAGAAUGGGCACUAUCGUUACGAAUGGCUCAUAAGAAUUCAAUGGAAAUGCUUGGUAGUAUGGCAAGGAAAGCUGGUAAAAUCUAUGGGACUGAACGCGAUGUAGUGUCACCUCCAACGCAGCGUUCAACAAAUGGAAACUAGCCCAUUUUUAAAUAUUUAUCACCACACUCCAAUCCCACUGCCCGCAGCAGCGAUAGCAGCAGCAAAUUUUUUUAUACUAUUGAAACUAGUGAAACAAGUGACAUCUAUUGGCACUGAGAAAUCGUGGGCUUCCUCUCAGAGCUCGACUAUCAUUCAUCUUCAAUUCCUUUUACUUCUCUGGGUCCUACAACCGUAGAAAUAAUUCUGGAAGCAUAAAGGCGAAUAGCGUCUCGAUGCGUAGUCAGAGUAGCGAGUAGAACCGCAUCAAUUUAUGAGUAAUCCUUAAAAAAAACAUAUUCCAAUAAUCUAUUUAACGAUGAAAAAGGUAUAUUAGAUGUGUUAAACCAAACUGAUGAAAUUUUUUAAGUACAUUUUUUGAAUACUCUAUAAAGUACGGAAAAUUCUUUAUUAAUUUUUCCAAAGUUUUUAAACAAAUUAUAAGAAGUGUCGAGAAAUUUAAUAUUAAAAAGAUAAUUUUAAAUACUAAUUUAAAGUUAAAUGUUACAUUAAGAUAUCUGUUGAAUACAGUCUUAAUAGAAAGUUUAUAAAGUAUAAUAUAAACUUAUUACUAGAACUGUUAUUCAAUAGUGAACUUAAUAAGAAAUAAAACUGAACUAAGUAACAUCAGUUAUGAAACAUAUUGUUAUAUAACAAAACAUUUUUUUCACAAAAGUUAAAUCGUUAAUUUUUUAGAUGGUAAUAAAAUUAAAAACUUUUUUUUGUGUGGUUGGAAAUGAGAGCGAUACUUUGAGUCAAACUUUGAAACUAAUUUGUAAUGUUUUGUUCAACGAUUUGACAGAAUAUACUAUUUUUAUCAUGAC
Messenger RNA from Leptopilina heterotoma, 3795 nucleotides. RefSeq names its product G protein-coupled receptor kinase 1 (gene Gprk1). Bases 908 to 2974 code for a protein of 688 amino acids. Gene Ontology annotation, biological process: regulation of signal transduction; protein phosphorylation; G protein-coupled receptor signaling pathway. Gene Ontology annotation, molecular function: G protein-coupled receptor kinase activity; ATP binding; G protein-coupled receptor binding. The record is from RefSeq and is a predicted model, not a curated record. Lineage: Eukaryota; Metazoa; Arthropoda; Insecta; Hymenoptera; Figitidae. The transcript has 15 exons.